Molecule: messenger RNA, 3741 nt
Organism: Miniopterus natalensis
Lineage: Eukaryota; Metazoa; Chordata; Mammalia; Chiroptera; Miniopteridae
Gene: KIF18A
Product: kinesin family member 18A
Biological process (GO): microtubule-based movement
Molecular function (GO): microtubule binding; microtubule motor activity; ATP binding
Source: RefSeq, a predicted model, not a curated record
CUGAUAGCGAAAUGGAGAGUCCCGGUGCCCUGCCUUGGGUCUGAGGUGAGGGAGAGGUGCUCGCCGAGAAAACUGUUCUCGGGACGCUCUUUCUGAUGACCUGUCUUCUGGAAGCAGAGGAGUCCGGCUGUCUCACGCGUGGAAGACCAGACACAGAUGUAAAUGUAGCCGGGCUUAACUUUCCAACGAGGAACCGUGGUGCACCAAUUUGUAAACUUUCUGUCCGUGGAGAUUCUGCUGUUAGCCUGGCAGGCGUCUGUCGGGACCUUGGCCUGAGGCCUGAGCGUCAAGGUUAGACCCGCAGCACCGCCGACGGGACUGCUGAGGACCGGAGCGGGUGUGGCGGAGACGGUGCUGCCUGGCACGGAGGGGACCUGCGGCGCUGGGAAUCGGCCCUCCUAACGUCUGCUCUUAGUUUCUGCAGGACGCCUUUAGGCACUCAGAGAAGUAUUUAGGUUUUCAUAUAAACAAAGGUAUCAAGAUAAUCCACAAUGUCUGUAACUGAGGAAGACCUGUGUCACCACAUGAAAGUAGUUGUUCGAGUGCGUCCUGAGAACACAAAGGAAAAGGCAGCUGGAUUUCAUAAAGUGGCUCAUGUUGUGGAUAAGCAUAUUCUAGUUUUUGAUCCCAAACAGCAAGAAAUCAGUUUUUUCCGUGGAAAGAAAACUGGAAAUCGAGAUAUUACAAAGAGACAAAAUAAGGAUCUUAAAUUUGUAUUUGAUGCUGUUUUUGAUGAAACUUCAACUCAAUUGGAAGUUUUCGAACACACUACGAAGCCAAUUCUUCGGAGUUUUUUGAAUGGAUAUAAUUGCACAGUACUUGCAUAUGGUGCCACCGGAGCUGGGAAGACCCACACGAUGCUAGGAUCAGCCACUGAACCUGGAGUGAUGUACCUAACCUUGUUAGACCUUUACAAAUCCAUGGAUGAGAUUAAAGAAGAGAAAAUAUGUAGUACCGCAGUAUCUUAUCUGGAGGUAUAUAAUGAACAGAUUCGUGACCUCCUCGUAAAUUCAGGGCCCCUUGCUGUCCGGGAAGAUGCCCAAAAAGGGGUAGUUGUUCAGGGCUUAACUUUACAUCAGCCCAAGUCCUCAGAGGAAAUUUUACAGUUAUUGGAUAGUGGAAACAAAAACAGGACACAACAUCCUACUGAUAUGAAUGCUACAUCUUCUCGUUCUCAUGCUGUUUUCCAGAUUUAUUUGCGACAACAAGACAAAACAGCAAGUAUUGAUCAAAAUGUCCGAAUUGCCAAGAUGUCACUCAUUGACCUGGCAGGGUCUGAAAGAGCCAGUACUACCAGUGCAAAAGGGACCCGGUUUAUAGAAGGCACAAAUAUUAAUCGAUCACUUCUAGCUCUUGGGAAUGUCAUCAAUGCUUUGGCAGAUACAAAGAGGAAGAAUCAGCAUAUUCCUUACAGAAAUAGUAAGCUCACUCGCUUGUUAAAGGAUUCCCUUGGAGGCAACUGUCAAACUAUAAUGAUAGCUGCUAUUAGUCCUUCCUCUAUGAGCUACGAUGACACAUAUAACACUCUUAAGUAUGCGAAUCGUGCAAAGGACAUUAAAUCUUCUUUGAAGAGCAAUGUUCUUCACCUUGACAAUCAUAUAACUCAGUAUGUGAAGAUCUGUAAUGAUCAGAAGAAAGAGAUUUUAAUGUUGAAAGAAAAACUAAAAGUCUAUGAAGAACAGAAGGGCUUUAUUGAUGAAAAUAGCAAAGCAAAGUUAAUGGUUUCAAACCCUCAAAAAAAAGAAAUUGAAAGAUUUCAAGAAAUUCUAAACUGCUUGUUCCAGAAUCGAGAAGAGAUUAGGCAAGAAUAUCUGAAGUUGGAAAUGUUACUUAAAGAAAAUGAACUUAAGUCAUUUUAUCAACAACAGUGCCAUAAACAAAUAGAAAUGAUGUGCUCUGAAGACAAAGUAGAAAAGGCUACUUGCAAACGAGAUCACAGACUUGCAGUGUUGAAAACUCGUCGCUGCUACCUACAGAAGAAAAGGGAGGAGGAAUUGAAGCAAUUUGAUGAGAAUACUAAUUGGCUCCAUCGUGUGGAAACUGAAAUGAGACUCUUAGGUCAAAAUGGUGAUAUUCCAAAGGAACUCAAUCAAGAUCUGCAUUGUCACCAUUUGCACCUCCAGAACAACGAUUUGAAAGCACAGAUUAAACAUAUGAUGGAUCUAGCUUGUCUUCAAGAACAGCAACAUAGGCGAACUGAGGCAGUAUUGAAUGCUUUACUUCCAACCCUAAGAAAACAGUACUGUGCAUUAAAAGAAGCUGGCCUAUCAAGUGCUGCCUUAGAGUCUGACUUCAAGGAGAUUGAACAUUUGGUCGAGAGGAAAAAAGUGGUUGUUUGGGCUGACCAAACUACUGAGCCGACCACGCAGAACGAUCCACCAGGGGCUUCUGUGUUUAUGACCUUUCCACAACUCGCACCACUUCAGACUACUCCUUGCACAUCUUCAAGUGAAUCUAAUCUGCUUAACGUUCCUUCACAAAAAAGAACUCGAAGAAAACUAAUGUCUUCUCCCUUGAAAACAUUACAGACCCAAAAGUCUGCACUUACUGAAAGUGUACAGCUCAAUGAUUCUUUCAGCAAAGAACUUCAGCCUAUUGUGUAUACCCCAGAAGACUGUAGAAAAACUUUGCAGAAUCUACCUACAGUGACCCUAUUAAAACCAGCGUCUUGUAUUACGAGUUUUCAGGCCAUCGGCUCAAAUAUAAACAGUGAUAAUUCUCUGAAAAUGUCAUGUGAAGGUGAUCUCCCUGUCAGCAGGAGGAAAGAGUAUAGACAGGAGGAUUUGAACUCUACAUAUACUAUGUGUGAAGACACCAGGAGAUUGAACUAUAAAUUACCGGAGCAGCAAUCAGUAUCAAACAAUAACAUUGUACAAAGGCUUGCCCCUUCCUCAUUCGCAGCUGAACAUCCUCUGCCUGUACGAAGCAUGGUGCCAUCCUACAUGGCGAUGACCGCUGCUGCCAAAAGGAAACGGAAAUUCACAAGUUCUGCAUCAAGUACUUUGUUAACUGCGGAGGAAAAUUCUGGGUUUGCCAAACGUGUUCGACAAGAUAAUCCAAGCGAUAAGCACUUACAAGAAAACAGACCAGCAGUGGAAUAUAAAAGAAACAUCCAUAAAGUAAAGCCAAACAUGGUCAGAAAGUUUGGAAGAAGCAUUUCAAAAGGAAAUCUAAGAUAAGUCACUUCAGAAUCAAGAGACAGUAAAUGGACGGCUGCUUUUAAAGGGUUUGUUGCCAGCGCCCUUGCGGAAACUUACUUCAAAUUUUUAAAGAAGACCAUCUUACACAAGGUUUACCAAAAUAGCUUCAACAAACAGAAAGUGAAAUUCUUCCACUUUUUUGUAUUAUAGGCAAAUAAAAUUUUUAACAGGAAAGGUUAUGUUUUAAGUUUCUAAAAUAUUUGCUAACUUUUAAAAUCCCUAAGUCAAUGUGGUGGUAGCUCAUUUUUGCUAUUCUGCAACAGGCUGAUUAGAAUAUUUUAGAAAACAAUAGUGAGUUAAAUUAUCCUUACUGUUUUUUGAAAAUAAGGAGAAUUCAGAAGUGAUAAAAUUAUGGUCUAGGAUGUAUUUGGUCUUACAUUAUUUUAAUCAUACAUGUGACUUUUCUUUGCAAAAAUAUGUUGAUGUGUAAAUGUACAUAUAUGUUCCCAUAAAGUUGUAAAUAUUAUUUAAGUAGUCUUCAUGAAUAAAAUACUAAUAUUGUUCCAUGCUACUUGGUAUAUUAAAGUCGCAGCUUUUAUAA